UGUGCAGCGGCCAAACGCCUCGCGUUCUUCCUGGACUCGUGGUCGUGGCAGGGAUUUCAUCCACCUCGCGCUUUCUGGAUUCAGAGUCGAGGUUUAGAUUCGGGCUCUUCUUUUUCCGGUGAAAAACAAAUCGCGUGAUCGACGCCGGCGGUGGGUGAGAGAGGGGAACGAUUUUCGUGCCCCGGCCAAGGGCGGCGUCGUCGGCGUCGAAUCGAUCAUGGGGCUUCCGGCGCUGCAGCGGAUCAUCUCCAUGCAGCGGGAGCGGCGCCGCCGGCAAACGCGAGUCCGUGGUGGAUUGAUUUCUUCAGUGCCUAAAAGAAAGUCACCAGCCCUCCAGCAAGAUGGUAAUUCUGAAGGUGGCAGAAGAAUGAAAUAUCUGCCGAGUCUUCCGGAGGACAUCUGGUGGCAUAUACAUUCACUAAUGCCAAUGCAAGAUGCUGCUCGAGCUGCCUGCGUUUCUCGUACCUUUAUGCAUUCCUGGAGACGCCAUACCAGCCUCACCUUCAGUAAAAAAACACUAGGCAUUGAUGAAGAUGUGUGUGAAAAGGAUGGUAAAGCAAGAGAUCUCACCUACAAAGUUGACAGAAUUUGGAUAGAACACCCAGGCAUUGGUGUGAAGGAAGUCAGAAUUGAGUUCUAUGAUAACAAGACCAGGGUCUGUUUUCUUGAUCGCUGGCUUCAGAUUGCCGUCACACCUGGGAUUGAAGAACUCAUUGUUAUUCCUUCUGUGGGCCAUAAAAGGUACAACUUCCCAUGGUCACUUUUAUCUGAAGGAAGUGGAAACUCGAUUCGGUGUCUGUUCCUUUCCAGGUGUGUGUUCUGUCCAACAGUCGGACUUGGCUUGAGAAGUUUGACUCAAAUUACGCUGUGUUAUGUCCAUAUUACAGGAAAUGAGCUAGCCUGCCUUCUGGACAAUUCUUUUGCUUUGCAGCAGUUGGGACUCAGCCAUUGCAGCAAGAUAAUUAGACUGAAGAUACCUUCCCUGCUGCAGCGGCUCAUCACCCUUGAAGUGUCUGCAUGUAAGAGGCUGCAGACAAUAGAGAUUGAAGCUCAAUGUUUGUCCAAAUUUUGGUUUAGUGGUGAGCGGCUAGUACAACUCUCGUUUGGAGAAGCAUUGCAAUUGAAGACCCUAGACAUGCACUGUCAUGGUGCUGUCUGUGAGGCUCGUGCCAAUCUUCCGUCCACCUUGCCAAAUCUUGAAACACUUUCUGUAUUUUCAUAUUUUGAGACGGUCAAUACACCGAUGGUCGGUAGCAAAUUUCCAUUCCUCAAGCACUUGACUGUUAAACUUGCUGCGGCCCCAGCCUAUGAUUAUUGUUCUCUGAUAUCAUUUUUUGAUGCUUCUCCUUCAUUGGAGACGUUCUUCUUGAAUGGGUUCCAGGGGAGCAUGCAACAUCCAUCCAUUUUGGCAGAUCCUUCAGGUCGGAGGCAGAUGCCGAAGCACCGCCAUGACAAGCUCAAGAAUGUGACUAUUGCUGGUUUCUCCUCUGCAAAGAGCUUGGUUGAGCUAACCUGUCAUAUUCUUGAGAGUUCAGAGUCACUUGAGUGUCUUACAUUGGACACCACGGAAGGAUAUGAUUACCUUAGGUGUUCUGUCAACAGAUCUGGCAAAUGCUUCCGCAUGCGCAGGGAUGCCAUCUUGGAAGCUCGUCGCGGGCUCUUGGCUAUCAAGACAUACAUCGAGGGAAUUGUUCCACCGAAAGUGAAGUUCACUGUUGUGGAGCCUUGCAGCCAGUGCCAUGUUGUUGAGCUUUAGAUGCCAGGUUAUCUGACGAUAUAGUAACACAGUGUCCUACUUAUAUGUUAAUUUCUACUACGUUAAAAUGCUUUAGGUGAAGGUAAAACCUAUACACUCCCACUUUUUGAAGGGCUUGAUGAGGGUCAAGGAUUCCUUUCUCGAAUAUGGGUGUUUUCAAACAUGAAGUGAGACAAAAGUGCGGUUUCGGGAGAACAACUGGUUAGAUGUGAUCUGAUAUGAGCGUGAUUACUCUGUUUAGUUUGAUAUCGUCUGUUGUAAACAUGUUAUGGUUGUGACUGUUCUAGGAUUGCUUUCCUUGAAUACCUUCUCAUAGCUUGUCACAUUUUUUAUUUUUUACUGCAUAUUUUUGCAUUUUUUUUGUUAUACAGUGGC
This is a messenger RNA of Triticum dicoccoides, 2131 nucleotides long. RefSeq lists its product as uncharacterized. Gene Ontology annotation, molecular function: protein binding. The transcript has 5 exons. Lineage: Eukaryota; Viridiplantae; Streptophyta; Magnoliopsida; Poales; Poaceae. The coding region runs from base 218 to 1756 and encodes 512 amino acids. The record is from RefSeq and is a predicted model, not a curated record.